Molecule: messenger RNA, 1843 nt
Organism: Otolemur garnettii (small-eared galago)
Lineage: Eukaryota; Metazoa; Chordata; Mammalia; Primates; Galagidae
Gene: CYP4B1
Product: cytochrome P450 4B1
Exons: 12
Coding region: 76-1596 (506 amino acids)
Molecular function (GO): monooxygenase activity; oxidoreductase activity, acting on paired donors, with incorporation or reduction of molecular oxygen; iron ion binding
Source: RefSeq, a predicted model, not a curated record
GCCUGGAUCCAUAGUUUAAAGGCACCCAGGAGCAGCCGGAGGCAGGUCAGAGCCUGGGUGAUCGCAGCUCUAGCCAUGGUGUCUAGCUUCGUCACCCGCCUGGGUCUGUGGGCUUCUGGAUUGAUCUUGAUCUUAAGCUUCCUCAAGCUCAUUAGCCUGCUGCUGCGGAGGCAGAGGUUGGCCAGGGCUAUGGACAACUUCCCAGGCCCCCCCACCCACUGGCUGUUUGGGCAUGCCCUCGAGAUCCAGCAGACGGGGAGCCUGGACAAAGUGGUGUCCUGGGCCCACCAGUUCCCCUAUGCCCACCAACUCUGGUUAGGACAGUUCGUUGGCUUUCUGAACAUCUAUGAGCCAGAAUAUGCCAAAGCUGUGUACAGCCGUGGAGACCCAAAGGCCUCGGAUGUGUAUGACUUCUUCCUUCAGUGGAUUGGGAAAGGCCUGCUGGUUCUUGAGGGACCCAAGUGGUUCCAGCACCGCAAGCUACUCACACCUGGCUUCCACUAUGAUGUGCUGAAGCCCUAUGUGGCUGUGUUUGCUGAGUCUGCCAACGCCAUGCUGGACAAGUGGGAAGAAAAGGCUCGUAAGGAGAAGAGCUUUGACAUCUUCUGCGAUGUGGGCCACAUGGCGCUGGACACGCUCAUGAAGUGCACCUUUGGCAAAGGGGACAAAGGACUGGGCCAAAGGGACAGCAACUACUACCUGGCAGUCAGUGACCUCACUCUGCUGAUGCAGCAGCGCCUUGAAUCCUUCCAGUACCAUAAUGACUUCAUCUACUGGCUCACCCCGCACGGCCGCCGCUUCCUGCGGGCCUGCCAGGUGGCCCAUGAGCACACAGACCAGGUUAUCAGGGAGCGGAAGGCAGCCCUGCAGGAUGAGAAGGAGCAGAAGAAGAUCCAGAACCGGAGGCACCUGGACUUCCUGGACAUCCUCCUGGGUGCUCAGGAUGGAGAUGGGAUCAAGCUGUCAGAUACAGACCUCCGGGCUGAAGUGGACACAUUCAUGUUUGAAGGCCAUGACACCACCACCAGUGGCAUCUCCUGGUUUCUCUACUGCAUGGCCAAAUAUCCAGAGCACCAGCGUCUUUGCCGGGAGGAGAUCCGUGAGAUCCUAGGAGACCAGAACUCCAUCCAGUGGGAUGAUCUGAGCAAGAUGACUUACCUGACUAUGUGCAUCAAGGAGAGCUUCCGCCUCUACCCACCAGUGCCCCAGGUCUACCGCCAGCUCAGCAAGCCUGUCGCCUUUGUAGAUGGCCGAUCUCUACCUGCAGGCAGCCUGAUCUCUCUGCACAUCUAUGCUCUCCAUAGGAACAGCGCAGUGUGGCCCGACCCUGAGGUCUUUGACCCCCUGCGCUUUUCUCCUGAGAAUGCAUCUGGACGCCACCCUUAUGCCUUCAUGCCCUUCUCUGCUGGGCCCAGGAACUGCAUUGGCCAGCAGUUUGCCAUGAAUGAGAUGAAGGUGGUCACGGCCCUCUGCUUGCUCCGCUUUGAGUACUCUCUGGACCCCUCACGGCUGCCCAUCAAGAUACCCCAGCUGAUCCUGCGCUCCAAGAAUGGUAUCCACCUCCACCUGAAGUCACUGGGCACUGGCUCUAAGUAGCUCUGGCAAGAGUCAGGCCACAGAUGGUCCAACCUGUGGCUUCUCCCUGGGCACCACCUUCCCUGGGCCAGACCUGGAGGAGUUGUGGCAUCCUGCCUAUGAGACACUUGUAGUUAAGAAGAGGAGUAGGUACUGCCAUGGCAAUCACCUGCAGGAUGAUGCCAUGUAAACAUAUGGGUCUGUAAAUGUUUAUUAUUUGUGUAUUCCAGAGCUCGUUCAUUCACUCAAAAAACACUGGAUGACCACC